Messenger RNA from Cyclopterus lumpus (lumpfish), 3317 nucleotides. It is a transcript of the gene sinhcafl, whose product is annotated as SIN3-HDAC complex associated factor, like. The record is from RefSeq and is a predicted model, not a curated record. Bases 707 to 1384 code for a protein of 225 amino acids. Gene Ontology annotation, biological process: negative regulation of cell migration. NCBI's taxonomy places the organism in Eukaryota, Metazoa, Chordata, Actinopteri, Perciformes, Cyclopteridae. The transcript has 6 exons.
GUUCAGUAAGUGCACUUUUAUUUCUCUUGUACAGACGUUACACUUGUGUAGUUUAGCUGAUUUGUAAUUUGCGAAGGGACCGAUGGUUAACAUUGUUUAGUCGUAAUCUGACUCGUGCGUCUCCAGGUGUCGCGAGCGAAGCGCACAAAGACCAACCGACAAUAGAGAACGUGGAAGUGAGCGAGAGCGUGGCGUGGUAGCCACGGCGGCUAGCUAGCAUGCUAACAGCUAACAACAAUGAGCACAAUUUGGCGCUCGAGCGGACACAAGUUUGAAUUUAAAGGGAGGAAAUGGUUCACCGCAACUUUUGGUAUUCUGUAAAAAUAUUGACAAAAUACACGAAUUGCACGGAACUGAUAGUCGCGUGUUAUUUACGCACGUGCAUUAAGUAGAAAUCUGCGAAUAGCCCGGUAGCUUUUUGUUUGUUCACUUCUGAACGCGCUGCUUUUCGUGUCGCAAACAAACCCUCAGCCGAACGACGUCAAACAUCCUCUGUGUCCAUCGUCUUCGUGCUCACGGGUCCGCGAAUAGUCCGAUGUGUUGACCGUAUGUCAGAAUAGUAAGAUACACGUUAGUUACCAGGAGUAAAGCGCCGUGUUGUGGUGGGUGUUUCUGUGGACCGUCACCGUGCGGAAAGUUUGGGAGCCCGCAUCCGUUACCACUGCAUUAAAAUAUUGUUGCCACAACACCAACCAACAAACAGACUAUGUUUGGUUUUCACAAGUCAAAGAUCUACCGGAGUAACGACGGCUGUUGCAUCUGCAAGACCAAGUCCUCCAGUUCACGCUUCACGGACAGCAGUCGAUAUGAAGAAACAUUUGAGCUCUGUUUUGGGCUUUCAGAAGAUCGUGUUGGAGACAUUUGCAAUGCCUGUGUGUUGCUUGUGAAGAGGUGGAAGAAGCUCCCUAAUGGCUCCAAGAAGAACUGGAACCACGUGGUGGAUGCCCGGGCUGGACCAGGCUUCAAGAUGACAAAGCCCAAGAAGAUCAAGAACAGUGACGGGAAGAAGAAAAGCAAGCUGAGGAAGCUUCAUAAAUUAAAGAGACAAAACUCCGAUGCCCACAGCACAACAUCCAGUGUGUCUCCGGCGCAGUCCCCCAGUUACAGCAACGUGUCAGAUGAUGGCUCAGACAUCGAGUCCAAGCAAAGACGCCCAACUCCCUCCAUCUUCUCUUUCCUGGACCGUUCGUACUGGAAGAGGCAAAAGGUGUGCUGUGGGAUCGUCUAUAAGGGGCGGUUUGGAGAGGUGAUUAUUGAUCCUCGUCUCUUCAAGCCCUGCUGCAGUUCCAAAAAACAGAAGACACUGGUGUCUACGCAGGUGGCCACACACCUUCCAGACCCACUUCCUCCACAACUCCCAGAAGUCAUGAAAGAAACCUGGUGAUUGCCUUUGUUUGACCCUCCCCCUGUAGGGUUAUCCACGGCAUCCACCUGGAUUUGUCUCCAGUGGCAGACCUCCUAUUUCCACCCACCCAAUUAGAUAAUAUAGUUAGAUGUUUCUUUUCCAUGUAAUGUUCCUUUUUUAUAUGGGUCUUUUAUCUUUUGUAUAGAGUUAUUUUCUUUCUUUUUUCUUUUUUUUUUUAUAGAAAGAAAAAAGAGUGGAAAACGUAUUAUGGGCAUUAGUGUUAUUUAUAGUUUGAGGGAGCACAUUUUGUCAAUGCUCCUUUUUUGAUUUGGUAUUGUUUUUGGAUAUUUUGUAUUGCGUGAUCAAAGUUGUGUAAAUAUUUUGUCACCUUUUCACACAUAUCAAGACUGUGCUAUAUUUUUUCAUAAUUUGUCUAAUUGUAAGUGCAUAUGAGAGACACCAGCUAUUCUAAUACCAGCUUUUUUGUAUAUGUUGGAGUAGCUCCAACAUGUUGCAAUGUUUUUGUCUUAUCGGUUCCAUAUGUGAGUCUGUAGAAUUUUUAGUACACAAAUGUCUAUUGGUUACCCCAGGGAUCAUCAGUACAGCUGUUCUCUAUGAAUUUAAUGACCCUUUAGUGUUUGUAUAGAUAGUAACACAUUCUCUUUCUGACAUGUUCACAGUUUAAGCAUGCUGCACGUUUGAAACACUCCAUUUUGAUUCUCAUCAGUUGUUGCACAUUAACUCAGAUAGAUGAGGUUAAACAUGCAUGCAGUACAUUCCUUUGCCCUUCAAAAUGACACACGUGAUUCAUUUAAUUUGUGCAGCCUCCAAUGAAAUGACAAUGCAUGUUAUAAAGCAAAUGUUUUUAAAAUUAAUUUUGUAAAUAGUCAGUGUUCCUGCUCUUGGUACAUCAAAAUCUUUUUAACAUUUUUUACAGGAAUAGCAAGCUAAUACUUUUGUAAGAAAAUGUUGUUUUGUGCGUCUGAAAGGUGCUGGAAACAUGUACCUUUUAUGCUAAGCCAGUUUUAUCAAAUCUCAUUUUCUUAGACACAUUUUUGUAACAUUGUGUAAACUGCAGGGAAUGGUAGACGUUUAUGGUCAGAAACGUAACCUACAGGAAGCGUGACCCUUUUUUUACGGUUACUCUAAAUUGUUGCCAGAAAAUUACUGUUAGGGAAACUUGUUUGAUUGCCAUUUAUGUGAUUCAUCUUCAGAAGCAAUUGUCAAAGUUCAAACUAUGCAGACAUUUUUGAAUGUGAGAAGUGCUCUGGGGCUGUCUUAUCACUCGCUAUUGCAGUGUAAAGUGAUGGUUCCUCAUUCAACCAAAUUGGCUUAUAAAAAGCAUCCAUUAUUUCAGCAAUACUAUUUCAUUUUCCAAAUCAAAAUUCAUCAUUGUCUCAAGAUAUUUCUUGUUUGUGUUAUGUUGAAAUAAUGUUCAGAUUGCAGAGUUUUUUAGCCGUCGUGCAUACUGUCGCUCAAAUGAAUACUGUAAUGCCACGGUUGCUUUAUUUUUUUUGCAUUAUUGUAACCAAUCUCAACCUUCAUGAAUUGACAGGCAAUGAUCGGUAAAGUUGCUUAAUAUAUAAAUGUUUCUGCGGCAGGGUAAUUAAAUGCUGAACAUGUUUUAUGAUUCCUAUUAAAAGGAGAAAUUGCUGCUUCCUUUUAAGCUGGGAAAUAAGCUUGUUUUUGUCCUUAGGGAGUUGCCAUAUUGUUUUUGCGAGGUACAUUUUGGGAUGUGAGAUGUGCCUUAAUGAAUUACCUGACCUUGUCAUGAUCCUCAUGUAAUUUAUAUUUAUUUAUUGCAAAACCUUUUUUAAACUGACAUUUUGAUAACUGGUGUGGAGCCUUUCAGAAAGUCUGUUUUUAAUUUUGUGCACUUCCUUUGAACAUGCAAUGUAGUUGUUUUUUUUACUUAUUUGUAUACUGUACGACAAAGUAGAUCUGUAUUGUAAUAAAAAAUGAAAGGAGAAAA